GCUUUGCCUUUUCUGGUAGUUAAAGCUGCUGAAAGAACAAGCAGGAAUUCUUUGUGCUGCAGACGGGCUGAGAUAUAAACCAGGCUGUAGAGGUUGAUAUAUGAAGAGAGGGGAGACACUACUGUCCAUGGACUAAACUCCAGCUACUGCUAAGUGAGAAAGUGAGGAGAAUCAUUUGGGCAUCAUGGACGAUGACUUUGAACGCCGCAUGGAGCUGAGGAGGCAGAGGAGAGAGCAGAUGCGCCUCGAAGCGGACAACGUGGGUUGCACCAACAAUGAUGAUGACGAGGCAGCUCGGGAGCAAAGAAGACGUGCAAGGGAGGAGAGGAAGAAGAUGAGGGAACUAGAGGAGUCUGGAACCUCCGAUGUGAUUGAAACCAACAGCAUGACAGAGACAGAGUCCUCCACCACCACCACCACUGCUGAAGGUGCCGAUGAUGACCAGGUUUUGCUGGAGCGCCUGGCCAAGAGGGAGGAGCGCCGGCAGAAGAGAAUGCAGGAGGCCCUGGAGAGACAGAAGGAGUUGGACCCCACCGUCGGCACCACCAACGGCACAGACAGCGCACUGGAGGAGCAGUCCUCCAUCAGCAGCAGCAGACAGCGGCAUACAGAGGAAGAAGAGGAGAAGAAGGAGGAGGAACCAGCUAAAGAGGAGGUGGCAGACGCUGAUACCAACUCCUGGAGGAAAGAGGAAGAGGAGAAGAAGGAAGAUGUGGAGGAAUCUGUUGACGAAUCAAGAACAAGGAGCACGAGAAAUGAGGAGGAAAUUGAGGAGAAGGCUCCAGCAACAGAAGAAGCCGAGCAGCCUGAUGCAGGAAUGAAAGAUGCCAAAGAGGAAGCUGUUCCUGAUUUUGACAAGGAGGAAGAGGAAAGGAAAAGGAGAGAAGAAGAGGAAAGACAGCAAAAAGAAAAGGAGGAAAAGCAGAGGAUAGAAGAGGAAGAAAGGCUAAAAAAGGAACAGGAGGAAAAGCUCAAGAAAGAGGAAGAAGAGAGGCAGCAAAGGGAGGAGGAGGAGAGGAAGAAGAGAGAAGAUGAGGAGAAGCAGCAAAAGGAAAUGGAAGAGAGGCUGAAAAAAGAGGAAGAAGAAAAACUGAAAAAGGAGAAGGAGGAAAAAAUGAAAAAAGAGGAGGAAAGGCAGAAAAAGGAGAUGGAGGAGAGACAGAAGAAAGAGGAGGAGGAGAAACGAAAGAAGGAGAUGGAGCAGAAGAAGAAGAAAGAGGAGGAAGAGAAACGCCGGAAAGAGCUGGAAGAGAAGAAGAAAAAGGAGGAGGAAGAGAAGCAGAAGAAGAAAGAGCUGGAGGAGAAGAAGAAGAAGGAAGACGAGGAGAAGCGGAAAAAGGAGGCUGAGGAGAAGAAGAAGAAAGAGGAGGAGGACAAGCGUAAGAAGAGAGAGGUGGAAGAGAAGAAGAAGAAAGAGGAGGAGGAGAAGCCCAAGAAGUUUGGUUUUAAGGAAAAGACUGAACCAACCAAACAGAACGGAGCCCUGUUUGAGAAUAAACUUAAGAAAACAGAGAAGACAACAAGUGCUCCCUCCUCAAAGGCAGAUGAUGCGGAGCGAAAGGAGGCCGAGCGUAAGCUGCAGGAGCUGAAGCGCCGGCGAAACGAUGCAGAAAGCGAGGACGUUGAGAAGAUGAAGCAGAAGCAGCAGGACGCAGAGGCCGAGCUGGAGGAGCUGAAGAGGAAGAGAGAGGAGAGGAGGAAGAUCCUGGAGGAGGAGGAGAAGCAGAAGAAACAGGAGCAAGAGGACAAGAAAGCCAAAGAACAGGAGGAGAGGAAGAGGAUGAAGGAGGAGAUAGAGAAGAGGAGGGCGGAGGCUGCAGAGAAGAAGAAACAGAUGGUGGAAGAAGACUCUACAAAACCUGCCUUUGCUAUCAGUCCCAAAGGCUCCUCAAAGAUCGGGGCGAAGGCAGAAUUCUUGAGCAAAUCAGCCAGUAAAAGCACCGCAGCCAGAGUGUCUCACACUCCGAUUGUCUCCAAGAUAGGCAACAGACUGGAGCAGUACACUUCUGCCCUCCAGGGAGCCAAAGACGCCAAAUCCCCAAAGCCUGCGGUGGCAGAUAUUCCUACAGGAGGCGCGCGCAGCAUCAAGAACAUGUGGGAGAAAGGAAACAUCAGCAACACCUCUGAAAGUCCAGCUCCUACUGUCAAGGAUGUGGCUGGUAUCAAAGGUGGCGUGGCCGGACGUGUCAACAGUUGGAUGGCAAAGCCUCCAGAGGCGGAGAAGACAGCAGCACCUGCAGCAGCAGCACCAGCAGCAGCAGCAUCACCAGCAAAGCCAGCAGAUGUGAAACCAGGUGAUGUCGGUAACAAGCGUGGCAUGUGGGAAACCAAGAAGAGCUCUACACCUGCCAAGGUGGCAGUUGGAGUCAGGAGCAAAUUUCACUAAUGGAGGCGUGAAAACCGAACCAUUGACAUCCCCGUUUAAAUUAAGCCUCACCUGACCAGACACAAGGCUUUGCCACUGUAUGUGCAUCCAUUUCCCCUCAACUUACCUGUGCUUUGCAUGAAGCCCACACCAGAGUGAGGAAAAGACGAAGGACCAGGAUAAGUGACUCCCAGCAUCAAUGUCUCCAGAGAUUUUUCCUCAAAAGUUAAACAAAAAAAAAAGUAUGUUUUCAUCAGACUUGACUUGAUUUUUUACUAAGGAAUUAAAAGUCGAUUUUAUACGUAGUGGCGACCCAGUCGCCAGAAUAGAUGUUGGCAACGUUUCUGCAAACCAUGGAUAUGUUACAUCUUGUCUGUCAUUAUGUAGGAGAUAUGUUUCAACAAUGCUGUGGUUAAGGUGUGGUUUGGUUUAGGCACAAAACCUACUUGGUUAUGGUUUGGAAAAGAUUAUGUUUUGGCUUAAAAUACCCAGUUUCGGGGGCACAUUCGCAGCAGGAAAAGCAGAGAUAUCUGCAAAAAUCAACCACUUUUUUGCCACUAUGCCUGCUGGAAAUGCAGCAAUGUCUUGUUGAAAAUCAACCACCGUUUGUGCCACUAUUCUUGCCGGAAAAGCAGCAAUGCCUCAGCAAAAAACAACCUCUUCGAGCCUUAAAAGCCACAGUGAUGGAUCCUUAAAAACACCCAUAUUUGGGUGUUUUGCAAAUAUAACGUGUUCGUAGUUUGCAGAAACAUAGACCAACAUUUUCUUUUGCUGACUGGGCUGCUAGUAAGGCUUUUCAGGACAAAGUGGCACAUGUUUAAUGCUUAGUAGGUUAAGGAUUGUGUAGUGUCCAGCUAUUUUAUCAAGGUUACAAAUUUCAGAUGGCUGUGCCUGAAUGUUAUAUUGCUCACUGACAUGUCUGCUCUUCUUGUCGUGUAUUGUCAUAUAGCUUAAUCCAAAUAAUAGGCAUUUGUGUUUUAUUGUCAUACACACUCACUGCUUUUUGGGAUGACAGUCACUGUUUUGACUCCAUGUGAUAACCAAGGCUGUUUAAUGUGCAUCUCACCGCUUAGAUUAAACUGCCACUGAGCUGGAUGUUGGGUGACGAACCUGUACAUAAUAGAGUCAUUUCUCAAGUCAGCACCAUUUUGUAAUAAGGCAGCCUUUAUUAAGGGUUUAUGAAUAGUAACUUAAGACUUUAUUAAUGGUUAAUAGUGGUUGAUAAGUCAGUAAUGAGAGCAGUUUUUGGGUUGCCAUGUCUUUUGCAUGCAUUGCCUUGAAGUUUGGUGCAGACAUUCAUGGUGCCCAGAGGAUGAAUCCUAAUGACAGUGAUGAUCCCCUGACUCUUCAUAUAGCGGCACCAGCAGGUCAAACUUUUCACUUAUCCAGUGAAAUAUCUCAAAAAUCUAAUGGAUGGAUUGGUACUCAUCCCUGAGGGUAAAGCCUUCUGGCAUGAUGUGAUUUUGCCAAGUAGGAAAUGCUCCUAGAUCAACUUCCCACGUUGCGAUCAACCAAUCACAGCCCUGUGACAUCGUCAGUGUGCUGCUCAUGUGCUUCCUUCAAAAUUCCUUGGUGCAUCCUCUAAGCUAUUUUUCCAAAUUGAAGUUAGUUGGUUAUAUUGAACAAUAUCCUCAGCAACACUGAAUAAAACCUCUAUGAGCUACUCCAGGGUCAGUGAGGUGGCUUGCUAAGUGGGUAAGCUAGGCUAUGCUAACAAGUAAGCUGCCAAUAGGCUAGUAUAUAAGCCAGGUAGUUUGCUAUCUAAGUCAGCUAUGCUACUAUGUAGGCUUGUCGAUAGGCUACAGUAUUAGCGAGUUAGCCUGCUAAAUUGGUAAAGUUAGGUCAUGCUAACAAUUAAGUUUUCCAGUAAGCUAGACUAUUGUUCAAUUACAAAGAGUAAGGAUAAUAGCUAACUCGGUAAUGUUCUAGUCUAUUUUCAAGUUUUCUUGUUAGCAUAGCCUACCUAUUUAGCAAGCUAACUCAUAAAUAUUCUAGUCUAUUGGCAAGUUUACUUGUUAGCAUAAACUUCUGAAUUAGCGAGCUAACUCGCUAAUAUUCUAGCCUAUUUAUAAACUCACUCGUUAGCAUAGCACCUAGUUAGCAAGCUAACUCGCUAAUAUUCUAGUCUAUUGGCAAGUUUACUUGUUAGCAUAGUCUUCCUAGUUAGCAAGCAAACUCGCUAAUAUUCUAGUCCAUUGGCAUGUUUACUUGUUAGAAUAGUCUACCUAAUUAGCAAGCUAACUCGCUAAUAUUCUAGCCUGUUAGCUUGUUAGCAUAGUCUUCCAAAUUAGCAAGCUAACUCGCUAAUAUUCUAGUCUAUUGGCAAGUUUACUUGUUAGCAUAGCCUUCUUAGUUAGCAAGCUAACCCACGGCACACUGAUGUGUCAGAGGGCUGUGAUUAUUAUUGUAAUGUUGGUCCAGGAAUGCAAUUUGGGAUGUUGAUCCAGGAACAUGUCCUACUUGGCAAAAUCCAGUUGUGCAAGCCUUCUGACUGAAAGUACUGCUAUUAAACUCGCACAUUCAUGUUUCCCUUGGAAUGAACUUCAAUAACCCCAGCCUUUCAUUUAGUGCCAUCAUCAGCUGAACAUUUUGUUUAUGACCAAAUACCUGCACAAAUAAUAUUCCUAUCAGCCUCAGCUGACCUUUGUGUUUGGUAUUAAUCAGCAACCAUUAGCUUGUUGCAGAAAUACAGCCUCACAGAGCAGACAGAGAGUCCUGUCAGCUAUGAAGGGCCGUUGGACCACUGAGUGCCCAUUAUACAAACUGAAUAGAUUAUUGUAAGUAUUCUUCAUUAAUGGCUUAUUAGCAAUUCUAACUACAGAGUUAAUUGCUUAUUAGAAAAUGAGAGCCAUAAGCACCUAAGUUUAUAAAGAGUGUCUUAUUAUGAAGCGGCACAUUCAGCCCAGGACCGCAGCCAGAGAAACACAGUGUGCACGCCGUUCAAUGCUUCUGUCAACAACACAUGGGUUUGUUACCUUUUUUAAACUUUUGGCAGUUUAAAAAUCACAUUAUUGUGUAAUAUAAGCACCAACAAAGUCUAUGAAUACGAGUGUAAGCAAGUAUCCACUGUAACAACUAUUCAGUGACCAAAUACAGUUUUAUUUAACAGGCUGGUAGCAGUCUUGCUUUUCUAUCAUCUGUUUACGUGCCACUAACAAUGCAGUUUAUUUGCAGCAGCUGCAACAGACAUAGAGGUUAAAAGACAAUGGCAACAUGCACUCUGUUUUAACAAUGCCUGUAAUUAACUUUAACUUGUAUCCUGGUGUUCCUGUCAGUCAGCUGUGCACAUGAGUUGAAUCCUGCCAAAAUGUAUUGUGAGUGUUUCAGCGGAGGGUUGCUUUGUUUGAAUAUUUGAUAUUAUUGUUUGUAUUUGCUUCAGCAAUAAAAAAAAUAAAGGAACAAA
This is a messenger RNA of Epinephelus moara (kelp grouper), 5768 nucleotides long. RefSeq names its product caldesmon 1b (gene cald1b). The record is from RefSeq and is a predicted model, not a curated record. NCBI's taxonomy places the organism in Eukaryota, Metazoa, Chordata, Actinopteri, Perciformes, Serranidae. The coding region runs from base 185 to 2386 and encodes 733 amino acids. The transcript is spliced from 17 exons.